Propithecus coquereli (Coquerel's sifaka) is the source of this 1404-nucleotide messenger RNA. RefSeq names its product tissue factor pathway inhibitor 2 (gene TFPI2). Gene Ontology annotation, biological process: negative regulation of peptidase activity. Gene Ontology annotation, molecular function: serine-type endopeptidase inhibitor activity. The transcript has 5 exons. Lineage: Eukaryota; Metazoa; Chordata; Mammalia; Primates; Indriidae. Gene Ontology annotation, cellular component: extracellular region. The record is from RefSeq and is a predicted model, not a curated record. Bases 40 to 744 code for a protein of 234 amino acids.
GCACCCUCCUCCCGCCCCGCGGGCCGCCCCUCCUGCGCCAUGGACCCUGCUCGGCCGCUGGGGCUGUUGCUCCUGCCGCUGCUCCUGAGGGGGUCUGCGCUGGGCGAUGCCGCUCAGACGUCCGCAGGAAAUAACGCGGAGAUCUGCCUCCUGCCCCUGGACGAAGGGCCCUGCCGGGCCCAAGUUCCCAGUUACUACUAUGACAGGUACACGCAGAGCUGCCGCCAGUUCAUGUACGGGGGUUGCGAGGGCAACGCCAACAAUUUCGAAACCUGGGAGGCCUGUGAGGAAGCUUGCUGGAGGAUAGAGAAAGUUCCCAAAGUUUGCCGGUUGGAAGUCAGCGAGAACUGGUGUGGGGAAUCCAUAGAAGAGUAUUUCUUCAAUCUAACUUCCAUGACAUGUGAAAAAUUCUUAUUUGGUGGAUGUCAGCCAAAUGAGAACCGGUUUCCAGAUGAAGCUACUUGUAUGAGCUUCUGUGCACCAAAGAAAAGUCCAUCAUUUUGCUACAGUCCAAAAGAUGAGGGAAUAUGCUCUGCUAAUGUGACUCGCUAUUAUUUUAAUCCAAGACACAAAACCUGUGAGGCCUUCACUUACACUGGCUGCGGAGGGAAUGAAAAUAACUUUGUUAACAAGAAAGAUUGCAAACAUGUUUGUGCAAAAGCCUUGAAGAAGGAAAAGAGUAAGAAGAUGCCAAAGCUGCUUUUUGCCAGUAGAAGGCUGAAAAUUCAGAAGAAGCAAUUUUAAGCAAUUUUUGUAUGUCAUCUUGUGAAUGCUUAUUUGUCUUUAUGGUUAUUUGUGAAGAGUAAUAUGGUAGCAUGAGGAAACAAGUCAUUAGAGAUUUAUUCACCAGUUUUUAUUGAUAAAAGUCACUUUUUUGUGUACUUCUUAUAUAUAACUAGCUGCUAUUCAAAUGUGAAUCUAUCAUUUUUAAUUCACUAUUUAACUGUUUAUGAGAUUAAAUUCUUGCCAUGCAUAAGACAUAAAAGCAAAGAUAUAAAAAAGCAAAUAUGACGCACCCAGAUCUUGGGGUUGAUAUUCCUGAUUUCCGAAGAUGACAGUAACUGAAAUAGCGUAAGGUAAUAUAAUCAUGUGCUUUUAACAUAUUUCAGCAUAAAAAGGACUAGCAAGUGUAUUUCAUUUUGCUUUUAAAAGCUGGAUUAUAUUUUAGGCUCAAAAAGACAAAGUUGCAAAUUUACUAACACUUUAAAAAAUAUUACAAGUAUUAUUAUGUAGACACUACUAACAACACUCCCAUUUUGAUUGUUAGAUUGCAGUGUGAUAAAUUAAUAAGGGGAUUUAUUUAAAAGAUAACUUUUUUGACUGAAUUAAAAAGCUAGUCAAUUUAUUAGAAUCAGAAAUAUUCUCCUCUGGGGCAGAGGAGAUAUCUAUCUCUUUCUGUCUCUU